Oncorhynchus nerka (sockeye salmon) is the source of this 836-nucleotide messenger RNA. Its product is annotated as ferritin, middle subunit-like. Gene Ontology annotation, biological process: iron ion transport; intracellular iron ion homeostasis. The record is from RefSeq and is a predicted model, not a curated record. Gene Ontology annotation, cellular component: cytoplasm. The transcript is spliced from 4 exons. Gene Ontology annotation, molecular function: ferric iron binding; ferrous iron binding. Lineage: Eukaryota; Metazoa; Chordata; Actinopteri; Salmoniformes; Salmonidae. Bases 208 to 738 code for a protein of 176 amino acids.
AAGGCUCCUUCCAGUUCACAAGUCUGAGAAGUCGCAUGAAGAAGUUCUUGCUUCAACAGUGAUUGAACGGAACUCAUCUGCCUUCGUCCCGCAUCAUAGAACAUUCUGGGUUGUUGACAUAGCACUUACUUGAACUGUAAUAGCAAAAUAGUCGAAGAAACUCUAUUUUUGUACCGUUCAUUUAGAUAUUAAAGAAAAUCUGCCGAAAUGGAGUCUCAGAUACGCCAGAACUAUCACCACGACUGCGAAGCUGCUAUCAACCGGAUGAUCAACUUGGAGAUGUUUGCCUCCUACACCUACACUUCAAUGGCUUUCUAUUUCUCCCGUGACGAUGUGGCUCUGCCUGGCUUCUCGCAUUUCUUCAAGGAGAACAGCAACGAGGAGCGGGAGCACGCCGACAAGCUACUCUCCUUCCAGAACAAGAGAGGUGGACGCAUUUUACUCCAGGACAUCAAGAAGCCAGAACGUGAUGAGUGGGGCAAUGGGCUGGAGGCCAUGCAGUGUGCUCUGCAGCUGGAGAAGAAUGUGAACCAGGCCCUGCUGGACCUGCACAAGAUUGCCUCUGACAAGGUUGACCCCCAUCUGUGUGACUUCCUGGAGACCCAUUACCUGAAUGAGCAGGUGGAGGCCAUUAAGAAGCUGGGUGACCACAUCACCAACCUCACCAAGAUGGAUGUUGUCAAAAACAAGAUGGCAGAGUACCUGUUUGACAAGCACACCCUGGGAGGCCAGAGCUAAACCAAUUCCAACACUGCUGUGACAUUGAUGUUUCUGUUCACAACACUACUGUAUUGGAGGCAAGGCUUCUUGUAAAACGAUAAAAAAAUAUCACAUAA